UUUCCAAUUUGAUUCCUAUUUUUAUACAAAUAAUUUUUAUUUCACAUUCCUAAUCUCAUUCUUUCCAUAAUCUUUCUCUCCUUUCGUCUUCUCCAAUUCACAAACAAACCCUUUUGUAAUCCCUUCAUCUUCUUCUUCCUCACCACAAUCCAAACCCUUCAAAUAUCUUAAAAAUGGUGGGAUGCAAGUUGAUAAUAAAGAAGAAGAAGACGGGAGGCGGCGAUUGGCUGAGCACGCUUCUGCAUUGCGAGUUCUUCAGUUCUUGUAUUGAACAUCAGCAACUGAGAAAGAAUGAAAAGAACGUGUUUUGUAUCGAUUGUAAUCUUGAUUUUUGCCGGCACUGUGAAUCGGCUCACUGCCUCCACCGCCGCCUCCAGAUCUGUAAAUAUGUUUAUCAGGAUGUUGUUCGCCUUCAAGAUAUGCAGAAACACCUUGACUGCGCCAAAAUUCAGACCUAUAAAAUAAAUGGUGAAAAGGCGGUUCACUUGAGUCCUCGGCCUCAACUGAAAGAUGCAAAGCCCUCUACGAAAUCGAAGACGGGUGCCUCUUGUGAAGCUUGUGGGAGAUAUAUUCAAGACUUGCCGAAUCGUUUUUGUUCAAUCGCCUGCAAGGUAUAUGUGGUUUCAGUGAAGCCGAAAGAUCAAAGCCAUAAAAUUAUGACAUUCCCAAUUCAGGAAUGCAAUGAUCUUUCAUGGAAGAACAACUAUAAUUCAGAGAAUAGUUCAAGUGGUAAAGAAUCAUCUCUUUCUUUUACUGAUCCAUCUGAUGUGAGUCAAGCCGCAUGGAGAAAUUCAACAUUGAAGCCAAGGAAGCAAUUGCACAAGAGAAAAGGCAUCCCUCACAGAGCUCCUCUAUGUUGAAAUGAAAGUUCAACUGUUAAAGUUCAUUUUCUCCUCAAUAUCUCUUUAUUAUUCAUGUUCAAAAUCAAUAAAAACACAGUUAUAAUAAUCUACUAUAAAUGAUUCAGCAAGCGAAAAUCUUCUUUCGAUCUUUUAACUUAUCUCUUAAUUAAGAUUUAAAGUUUAGAUUUGAAUAGAAUCCUGAUCUGGGUCGACGAGAUAUGA
Messenger RNA from Pistacia vera, 1064 nucleotides. RefSeq lists its product as uncharacterized. Lineage: Eukaryota; Viridiplantae; Streptophyta; Magnoliopsida; Sapindales; Anacardiaceae. Bases 174 to 860 code for a protein of 228 amino acids. The transcript is spliced from 4 exons. Gene Ontology annotation, molecular function: zinc ion binding. The record is from RefSeq and is a predicted model, not a curated record.